GAAGCAGCAAACGGCCGCACUUGCGCUUGGCAGCCAAUUUUGUUUUGAUUUUAAAUAAAUUGCAAACUUGCUGAAACAAUAUGGAAAACGUCGAACAACUAGCCAAAAUGGAAGAGGACGUAGAAGCCGCCUUCAAGCGGCACCAGAGUAUCAUGCCCCAGGUGAAACAGGAGUACGACAAGGUCAUUGGACAAGUGUUUGCAGAUCUGAGUCCCUCAGACUUGCAAGCGUUCUCUGACAUUCUCCUGGAGCACGAGGACUCCGUGCUGGACACAGAGGAGCUGGUAAACACCAUGCGCACACAGAUGACCACCGUUCUGGGCAAAAUGAAUCAAUUCUUCUUCGACAAGAACGAUGUGGAAAACAAGCUAGUGACUUUGGAGGUUCUCAAGGAAAAGUUUGCGCCCUACGAGGGCAAAGACUGGAAUAGUCUGAGCCCGGAGGAGCUGACACGCCCGUUGCGCAUGCGCCUCUUGGAUUCCAGCAUUCGUUUUAUGGAGAGGCAGCUGGAGGCACAGCAAAAAGAUCUCGAGAUUUCCAUGGCCAAAAGCAAAGCUAAUCGAGAACGGCUGCAAACCGUGCAGAACGAACGAGUCAAACUAACGGCCAAAAUGGAGCAGCAGACGGCCCAGUACAAGGAUAUUAGGCAACUAUUGGAGCUGCAGCAUUCUAUAAAUAAUUCCUAUUUGCCACCUGAAAACUAAAUAAUGUACAUAUAUUAUUACAUAAAUUAUAUUAUAUAGCAUCUAACUAU
This is a messenger RNA of Drosophila kikkawai, 754 nucleotides long. RefSeq names its product Nnf1a (gene Nnf1a). NCBI's taxonomy places the organism in Eukaryota, Metazoa, Arthropoda, Insecta, Diptera, Drosophilidae. The record is from RefSeq and is a predicted model, not a curated record.